AUGGGAUCCAAAGUGAGUCGAAUUUCAGGUGGAGGUGCUGCUGCUACUCCUGGAACAUGGUCUGCCACCUUUCACAACAACAACAACAACAUGAAUGCUCACACUGUCACUCACUCGGCCGAUUCAUUACCUUCUUCUACUUCUUCCAAUCCAAUGACCACCGAAAACACCUCCAACACCACCUCCAAUAACCAUAACAACAACACAAUGACCACAACUUGUACAACUGACACUGUUUCAUCAGACAUUUUGAUGGAUGAAGAAAUGUAUGCUGCUUUGAUUAAUCAUGCGAAUUUGAAUGCUCCGAUGCAUUUACCACCUUCUCAGAGAGUCGUUUAUUCAAAAAUUAAGCAAUGUAUAUUAUUUGAAGAUAUUCACAAUGAUGAAUAUAUUAUGGAACGAUAUUCCAUGUGUUUAUCGGAUCCUAAAGCCAUGUUGGAUACUUAUUUGAAUUUAGAUAAUACCAUCACCAAACAAUGGGAUGAACGUGUGAAAUUAUUGGAACAAGAACAAUUCAAUACUGCUACUACUACUAUUACUGCAUCUUGUAUGAAUGAUCAAAAUCAUCAAGUUGUGACAAGUUCAUGUGAGGGACACGUCAAUGGUAGUGAGACACAUCUCUCCACUCCAAAUGAACAAAAAGCUCAACCAACAAGUGUCACCACCAAUGCAAAGAAUAUGCAUUUAUUUUCUCCUCAAUUUUAUGAAUUAAUUACAAGUGCAAAAAAAAGUCAAACCAUUUUGGAAGAGGAAGGGGGAGAUGAAGUGAAAAAAGUGUUAAAUUUUGAUAUUGGACUUUCACAACUUUCAUUGUCAACGACGGAUGGAGGAAAUCAUCAAGUCAUUGCUCGAGUUUUUGAAGAUUUAAUUCAUGGAGAGGAUGAUUUGAAAUCUUGUCCAUCGACACCACCUCAUUCCGUGUUCACACCUUCCAAUAAGCAUCUUGCCGUGGAUGAAACCAUUCAACAACAACAACAACAACAACACCACUCUGGCAAUAUUUCAUCCGAAAAGAAGGAAGUCAAAUGGUCUAGUGAUAUUGUUGUGACCACAGAGUCACCAGCAUCAUCAACUCCUCACAAAAAAGCUUUAAAUUCUCCAUCAUUGGAUAUUGGUGGUCCACAUCAACCAUCAACCAUUAUUGAAAAUGAUUCAUUAAUUGCAACAUCACCACCACCAUCUACUCAUGUAGUAUUAUCUUCUUCAACACUCCACACGUAUUCCACACCAACACAGCCACCACCUUCACUCAGCAGUCAACAACAACCAUUUCAUUCAACUCCAACACCCAAAUCAAAUCAUCUGACAAGAAGUAGUGCUGUCACUGACAUUCCAAUCAUGAAUACUUUUGAAGGAACAAGUGCCAUGGUUGGAACUUCCAAUGGUGGAGUUGCAAUUUCAAAUUCUGAACUUGUCACAAACACUCAAAACUCUCUCACUGGUACUCUUUCUGAAGAAGAUAGUUUGAGAGAUUGGUGGGUCUCGAAUCCAACUUUGGAAAAAUCCAUCAAAAUCAAACUCAUUGUCACAGACAUGCAUCAUCAUAACAAGACCAAACAAACGAUUCGUCAAAUCAUCAGUCCUUUAUUAUCUCCUUCAACCAUUCUUCCUGCUUUUGGAAUGUUUCACACAGCACUUGUCAUUUCAGAAUUUAAGCUUGAGUGGACCGAUAGCUCACUUUGUAUACCUCGUAAAUUAACAUCUCAAUCAAGUUUUUUCUCUGCGGAUAUUGAGGAAAUAACGACCGCUAGUGACUUGGAAGACAUUGUGAAAAAAAUUGCUCAAGUGAUUUGUCGAUGGAAUUCGACCAUGAUUUACAGUGAAAGGAGAAGAAAGAAGAAAAAGAAGAAUUCAACCAAAUCGACCUCUCUUAAAAAUUAUCCAAAUACGGGUAAUUGUCAGGAUUUUAUUUUUGAUAUUUUAGAAAGCAUUGGAAAGAAAGAUGUGUUGGAAAAAUUAAUGAGUAGUGACUCUCCUAUGGGACAUUACAUGAGAGACAUGCGAAAAUAUGGUCGUUGUUCCAUGGAACUCAAAAUGAACCAUCUAUUUAGAGACAAAUUUGGAAUUAAGGAAAAAGUGGUAAAAUUUGCGACUCAUCGUGAUUUGGAUCUCUUUGUCAAACAAUUGGAACAUGUCGAUCCCGAUUUCAAACAUACACACAAAAACGAAUGGAUUCUUCUCAAAGGUUUUGAUCGAGCAUUUUGGAUUCGAUAUUUAGCUUACAAAGAUAAGGAAGAAUUACGACCACUCUAUGAAAAACAAGAAAAUGUGUUUGACAUGACCGAUUUGGAUAUGAGUGUCGAUGAUUCAUGUAUGAUAGCUUCAUCUUCGUCGAAUCAUCGAUAUUGUGAAAUUUUGGCAUGUCCAUUUGAUGAUCCAACCAAAUCACUUUCCAUUAUUUUAAAACCUUAA
Naegleria fowleri is the source of this 2412-nucleotide messenger RNA. RefSeq lists its product as uncharacterized. The record is from RefSeq and is a predicted model, not a curated record. NCBI's taxonomy places the organism in Eukaryota, Heterolobosea, Eutetramitea, Acrasida, Naegleriidae. The coding region runs from base 1 to 2412 and encodes 803 amino acids. The transcript has a single exon.